CGCCGGCGUCCGUUUCGAACAAGAAUGACACUGGCCUCAACGAGGUAGCGUUUGUUGGCAUCGCUUGUGUAGCUCGCCAAUUACGUAUAGCAAACCGUAUAACCGAGUUUAGAUAGAAUGGCGUGGCACGUCUCCCUGACGUGGUUUGUGGCGGCUACCUGCUUCGCUGCCGCGGGUGAGCCCGUCCCAUUCGAGACACCGAGCGGCGUCGAGCAGGGCGAACGUCAGUACAAAGCCGUGCUGGCCAAGAUACCCGAGUACGGGGUGUGCUGGAGCGACGCGGUCGCACGGCUCGAACGAGGAUGCGACGAGCUCACUGAGGAGUUGCAGGGUCGUCUUGCGCUGGCCUUCACGAGCUGCUUUCUGGAGAAGAUGGGCAAGCCACCCAUUCGGUGUCGCGAGUCCCAGCCACUGUCGCUCUGCCCGGCCCUGGCGGAGUUCCUCGAGAAACCCCUGGCCACCUCAUACACCCAGUUCUUCACCCACACGCAGGUGAUUUGUGCGUUCCUACGCAGCCGCAAGUGGCAGGUGGAUGCGGCGCGCACCAUCUCCGAGCUGGGCGCGACCAGCGUGCGCGCCACCGCCGAGCUGAGGCGCGCAGCCGAGACGCAGGCGCAGCUUGCACGGCGGCAGCAGCAGAUGUUUGACAAGACCGAACACCUGAGGCAGGAGCUGGCCAACGCGCACUCGACGCUCCGCGAACACCGGGAGAUGCUUGACACGAGCCUGCUCCGCCUCUCUUAUGUGCAGGCAUUCUUUGUGGACCAGUUUGCAACGCUGCAUUCCCUGGGGUACUACGCCCUAGCCGCGGUGCUUUCCUUCCUCAUGACGACCUCCAAGCGGACAGCUGGUGCCCGUCCCUGGCUACUCAUGCUUUUCCUGGUUAACCUGCUCAUCGAGCGAGCGAUUGUUAAGUGGGCCUCGCAGGACACCAUCGACCGAGCUGCACCGCUAGCGCCAGAUAGCCCCCUGGGUACACACAUCAGUCUGUCCCGCCGUCUCAUCUGCCUGGUGGCCCUGUGCAUGUACCUGUACCAGCUGUACUCGUUCCGUGACUUGGCCGCUGUCAACAACCAGUUGCUGCUGGACCUACAGGCCGAGAUGCAACGCCUGCGCACUUCCCAGUCGCCCUUUGGGAGCCCCCAGCAGCCACAGCAGGAGCAGGAUCCUCGAACGGCCACCACGUGGAGGCCGCCCGAGGGCGAUGCAAUGCGCUGGUUUCCAUUGCACAUUCGUCCUGCUCCCUGCCUGUUCACAAACCGCACAGGCACCGACUCGUCCGAAGAGUCAUCGUCGGAAUCGGAGGAGUCUGAUGGCGGCAUGUGGUCCCUCGACGAUUGGGACGACGACGACGACAACAACAGCAACGACGAUUCACACUUCAGUGAUGAAAGCAACGAUUAUUUUGGUGAUAAUGUAGAAACUGACACCAAGGACGGGGCCGGGUCAGCUACCGAGCGGGACUCGGAUGCCGCCAGCAGUACAGCCAGUGCAGCGCAGUCGGGAUGGAGAGGCUGGUCGAUGUUUGGAACACCGGCCUCGCCUUUGGCCCAGGAGGCACCACCGUCGUCACCGGCGCCACCAUUGUCACCGGCGCCGCCUACCGGUGGCCGCUACAACCUCCGGCCACGGCUGUCACUCAAUUCGUCCAGCGGCCCACUGUCGCCGCCACCGUUACAGUCGCCAAGUCGGCGGCGGGAUCUGGCCCUACCCCGUCAGGUCAUCGAACAGGCUGCCAUCCUUUCGUCGGACGAGGACUGAAACGGACAAAUUUCAGCGUCGUGCACUUUGAGUUGGUUUCUCUGCUAUGCUGCGCUGAUGUGCGGACAAGCAUGGUCUCUUUGCAGUUCCCGUGUUCAUUUGGGCUUCAUGCAUCGUAUCUGUGGAGAAUCCAACUUAAAGUAUGACGCAGCUCAUCUGUGACUAGUGCGUGUUCUAUUAUUUCCACUCGGUUUGCGAAUCGCCGUGCGCACACGAUGGUUUUAAUUUUUUCCGUACGGCGAGUGUUUUGCUCGGACAUCACCGCAGUCAUUUAGGUUUGUUCUUUUUGCGCGUAUUACGAUAAGGCGUUAGCUCACUUGGACCAAGUUAAUGUAAUACACGCUUUAUUCGCAUUUACAUCUUGAAGCCUAAUUGGAAUCCAAGAAACGGGGAGCAUACAUACGUUAAAGCUCGAUUUUUAGAAAUCCUGCAUGGGUACUGGCAUGAAGCAAACCUGCAGGUGUUUUUUUGUGGGCAUUUCACCAUGCAGAACUGAGCACGGAGGUUUGAACAAACAAGUUCUUACAGCUUUUUACUAAUUUGGAAUGGUUUUACUCGUUAAAACAAAACUGCGGCAGUUAGAGCUGCGACUCUUGUUACAUGAGAAAGAUAAUGAUCAUUUGUCAAUCCUGGAAUAAAACGAAACAUUAUCUGCAUUUAUCUGAGAUGCAUAAUGCAACGGAUGCUCCAUGUGCAUGUCUGCGAGAGGUAUUUUUAAGUCAUAUGGUGGGCAUCGGAUUUCAAAUCUAGUUAAUUGUUAGCGCCUGUCUUUCCUGUCACAUAUAGGUUGUGUGGGUAAAUGUCAAGCUGUCCCAACAUUUUUAACAAAAUUGGUUCAAAGUUUGGGCACCUGUUUGCAUUCAAACCUUGAUCCCAUGUUUGGAAUCACGUGACGAAAAAAGAUUAGAACCACUAGAUUGUGCAUAUAUUCAUGCUACGGUUCUCCAUACAUAUAAACAUUUGUUGCCUACUGUUGAACGUGACAUGGGUGCCCAGAGGUGCAUUUUCUGAGGUAAGCCCGAUCUACCUUUAUGAAACAUGGUGGAUUACAGUGAAGCCGCGCUGCAAUGUAGCAUUUGUGUACGACCUCUACCGUGAUUUUCUACUUAAUGAACUUUGAGUUCCGGGUGCGGAUGAUAUGCGCGAAAGUUGGGCUUGCCGACAUGUGUGCCAAAAUCUAGCACCGAAAGAGUUCGGAGCAUUGAACAGCUGCACGGUAGACUGGAGCCAAAUGGUCCUGUUUGAAAACACUGCCUCUUGCAUCCUGGAUAGUGAAAACGGUGCGUUUUUUUUUCAGGCUGAGUCUGUGGUAAAUGGUCAGUGGAGAAGCGCAUGACUUUCGACUGAAAUUUCAUUGCACUUGAAAGGUAUAUAUGUUAUAGGAAAAAAUUAUGAAAGGAAAACAUUAAAGUGUGACAUGACUUCCUGGCAUGAUUACACGUGCUCCUCUAGAAAUGACAGUUCUUUCUGCAACAAACAGACGGAUGCCUUACUAAUGUCACGAUUUAAUGUUGGCUUUGAUAAUUUUUUCCGGUAACAUAUAUACCUUUCGUGUGGAAUAAAAUUUUUGGUGGAAAAUCUGCGCUUGCCCGUGUCAUUCCCUUUACCAUUGUCCCCGUCUGACAAAAUUGCGCCGUUUCCUUUUCACUAUACAUAACCAACUAGCCUAAAACUUCACUUUACUAAGUUACAUGUCUUUUAUCCUGGCAUACACCUCAGUUUUCUGUGCGUAAUGAACAAAGUUAGUCAUAUUAUGGUGCUUUAUUUUAUCUCUUGAAGCGAGUUCUGGCACAAUGCAUUUUUUUGGGUAUGUGUGUGGAAAUCUGAUUUAAUCGUGCGUUGAUUUCCUCCGCGACCGUGUUAGAAUGGUGUGACAUGAGUAUGUGAUUUGAUUUCAUUGUGUUCAUGUUUUACUUCGUGACGAUAAUUUCCUUUUUUAUUUGUUUAAUAAAGACUCAGCUUAGUUUCCUGCAUUCUUAUCAUCGAGUAUACGAGUGUCGAGGGAUGCCACUUGUGAAGCUUAGUACGGGAAGUAGAGCUAUGUCGGUAAAAUUAAAGCAGAGUAAUGGAUGUACACAUAGGCUGACAAACACAAGUUAGCACCUGUGCUGUGUUUCUCGGCCUAUAUGUAUUUCUAUAAUUGUGCUUAAAUUUUCCCAAAAGCACGCACCAUCUUGCCCAUUAUCAAGUUUUGUUCGAGCUAUCUGAUUGGGAAUCGUCAUGGAAGAAAACAGGGUGCACGAACAUUGAGACCAUACAAUAGAAACAGAAAUAAGUUUAUGUUGUCAUGUUCUCUUCUGUUUGCAUGCACGCCUUCAGUUGUUUACAAAAAUUGGUGUUUGUUGUGAGCAUAAUUUGUUUUCUCCUUUCUCACCCUCACGUUUUCAUUUUUUAGUUUGUGAUGUGCCCAUGAUUGCACGUUUUUUAAUUUUCGAACUAAGUAUUGCAGUCAUUCACAAUUUUUUUUGUGCACUGCAUCAGAGGCAGACGUUGUUGCGUGAAAUAAAAGUGAUAUUAUUUUUUCAUA
Molecule: messenger RNA, 4288 nt
Organism: Rhipicephalus sanguineus (brown dog tick)
Lineage: Eukaryota; Metazoa; Arthropoda; Arachnida; Ixodida; Ixodidae
Exons: 8
Coding region: 118-1761 (547 amino acids)
Source: RefSeq, a predicted model, not a curated record